Cyclospora cayetanensis is the source of this 996-nucleotide messenger RNA. RefSeq names its product eukaryotic translation initiation factor 3 subunit F. NCBI's taxonomy places the organism in Eukaryota, Apicomplexa, Conoidasida, Eucoccidiorida, Eimeriidae. Gene Ontology annotation, molecular function: translation initiation factor activity; metallopeptidase activity; translation initiation factor binding. The coding region runs from base 1 to 996 and encodes 331 amino acids. Gene Ontology annotation, biological process: translational initiation. The transcript is spliced from 3 exons. The record is from RefSeq and is a predicted model, not a curated record. Gene Ontology annotation, cellular component: eukaryotic translation initiation factor 3 complex, eIF3m.
AUGUCGCGCCAAGUCUCUCUUAUGGGGAAUGGGACUGCCCAGCCAGCAUGUGUCCCUAAAAACUUUGACCUGCUUCCAUUUCCUUCCCUCCGGGUCCGACUGCACCCUGUUCCGUUGAUGACUAUUCUGGAUGCGUACAUUCGUCGGGAUGAGGGCCAGGAGAAUGUCAUUGGCACGCUUCUCGGCUCGUGCUCAGAUGGAAACCUAAUCGAUGUUACAGACUGCUUUGUGGACAGGCAUUCUUUGACAGGCGAGGGAUUGCUGCAAAUUAUCAAGGACCACCAUGAGAGCAUGUUCGAGCUCAAGCAGCAGGCAAAUGGAGGCAAUGGUGGCGUGAGGGAGGUGGUUGUUGGUUGGUUUUGCACGGGCAGCGAAAUGACAGAGUUGACAUGCGCUGUCCAUGGCUGGUUCAAGCAAUUUUCCUCCGUAUCCAAGUUCUUCCCUCAACCGCCUUUGACCGAGCCAAUACAUCUAAUGGUCGACGCCGUUAUGGAAAGCGGAAGUUUUGCUGUGAAAGUUUACACACAGGUGCAGAUGACAAUGGCAAGGGAGGCAUGCUUCCAGUUCCAUGAACUUCCAUUAGAGUUGUAUGCAACUCCCUCUGACCGUAUUGGUUUACGGCUGCUACAGAAGGUGCGCACGGGGAGCCAUCGCAGUCAGCCUGUACCCCCAGAGGCAUUGACCGAACCAGCGGCUGAGGGGGUGCCCCUUUCAGAUAUGCGGGACGGCCUGAAUGCUGAGCUGGAACAGCUGCAGGAGAAGCUCUCUAUUUGUUCGUCGUACGUCCGCAGUGUGCUGAAUGGUGAGACGUGUCCCGAUCCUGAAGUUGGCCGUUUUCUUAGCUCUGCACUCAGUGGGACGGCGGAACCAGAGCUCGAGAACUUUGAACAGCUGUGCCAGAACACACUGCAAGACAGCCUCAUGGCGGCUCACCUUGCGCGCCUAACAAAGCUGCAAUUCGCUGUCGCACAAAAGCUCAGCAAUUCAUUCUUUUGA